AGAUCUCUUUCUUUUCUGCACUGGAUUGGGGAUCGGGGGAUCUUCCGCCCUAUCUCGCAGCACAACAGAGUCUAGAGCGAGAGAAGCAGAGGCAAUCGAAGCCGAGAUCCCAGCUGACGUUCCCGCCAUCGCCGGCCUCUCGUCCUCUACUGGAUUGUCAAUCGCAGCCUCGCAGGGAUGGCGACCCUUCGAUCCGCCUUCCGGCGCCUGGCACCGGCCGCUGGUUUCCGCAUCAGGGGUAGCCGUGGUAGUUCUGGACCUAGCGUCACCGCCAUGCGGAAUAUUUUCACCCACGCCGGGGGUUUCAGGACGUUUUGCAGAGAACGCUUCAGUCUGAAGAGACCGGAGACUUGGUUUGCAGUCAUUGCCAUCGUCUUCGGAGCUACUUACAGAGUAAAAGUGCAGACCUACCCUGAAGAGUGGAAUGAAGCGAGUAGUAGCACAAUAUUACGAGAUUCAGACACUUCCUGUGUACAACAGGAAGAGCAAGGCAAAGCUCUGAACAAUCCAAUUACCUGAAGCGGAAAUCCACUUCGGCUCACGGGUGCAUAUGAACCCGUUGUGUGAAAACACAUUUGUGAUUCAGAAGCAUCAGCGCCCUAAGAAAGAAGAAAUAACCUUGUUUUAAGGACUUGUAUAUACAGUGCAAAGCGUGCUGCUUGUAUAGGCUAUAUGGAAAUAAAGCUUUGGUUUAGAGUUCA
Messenger RNA from Lolium perenne, 701 nucleotides. RefSeq lists its product as uncharacterized. The record is from RefSeq and is a predicted model, not a curated record. NCBI's taxonomy places the organism in Eukaryota, Viridiplantae, Streptophyta, Magnoliopsida, Poales, Poaceae.